AUGAGCAAUGUGUGUCUAGUUGUGAUAGACGGAUGGGGGCAUGACGAAACGAGUACGGGAGGAAAUGCAGUGAAUGAUUCAAGAUGCAAAUGGAUGAGGACCCUAAGCCAAGACUACCGUAGCUUUCUUCUUCAUGCGCAUGGAAGAUAUGUUGGAUUGCCCGAUGGUCAGAUGGGGAACUCCGAGGUGGGACAUCUAACCAUAGGAAGCGGACGGAUCAUUGAGCAAGACAUAUUAAGGAUAGACAAAGCCAUUGAGUCUGGACAGCUUAAGAGUAUGCUGAGCAAGGAGGUUCUGGAUGCAGGGAAAAGGAUUCACUUAGUAGGGAUGGUUAGUGAUGGAGGGGUUCACUCGCACAUAAGGCAUCUUAGGGGGGUUUUGGAGUGCCUUAAGGGCCUUUACAAAGAGGUGUUUAUUCACUGUGUAAGUGAUGGUAGGGAUACGGAGCCGCGUGUGUUUUUGAGGUAUCUCGAAGAGGUCAAGGGCUUCUGUCAAGAGAUUGGAGUUGGAAAGAUUGCCUCGGUAGCCGGCAGGUUCUACACAAUGGAUAGGGCAGGCAAUAACGAAAGAACAGAGCUUAGUUUUCUGAUGAUGACAGAGGGAGAGGAGAUGGGUGGAGAUGUCAAGGACCGUAUUCUUGAGAUGUAUGAGGAAGGCUUGGGUGAUGAGACUCUCAGGCCUCUUCUUGUUGACAGUGAAGGGAGGAUAGGGCCAGAGGACACUGUCAUCUUCUUUAACUUUCGGGCAGAUAGGAUGAGACAGAUUGCCGCUAGAUUUGCCUCAAACGGGAACAACAUAAUAACCAUGACGGAAUAUAAAAAAGGACUUGUAUCAAAGGUUCUUUUCAAGAAGGUGUGUGUGAAGAACACCUUGGCAGAAGUCUUAUCUAGCCGCAAGAUAAAGCAUUCCCAUAUAGCAGAGAAGGAGAAGGAGGCCCAUGUGACAUAUUUCUUCAACGGGGGCAAGGAGCAGCCGUUUCCCAGUCAAAGAACAAUAAUACGUGACAGCCCGAGUGUUGGGUCGUUUGAUGCAGUCCCGUCAAUGGCAUCGGGAGAGGUAACAUCUUCUGUGAUCUCUGAGAUCGAGAAUGGAGUGCCCCUAGUGGUUGCCAAUCUUGCGCCUCCUGACAUGGUAGGCCACACGGGGAAUCUGGAGGCAACGAAGAUGGCUGUCGAGUUUACAGACGAGUGCAUAGGAUCGAUCUACAAGGCCUGCAAGUCGAACGGAUACGUUCUUGUUGUGACUGCCGACCAUGGGAAUGCAGAGAAGAUGGUGGACAAAGAUGGAAAUUGCUGCAAAACGCAUACAACAAGCAAGGUUCCACUGAUAAUCUGUAAGGAGAGGCAGGAAAGGCCUUCCUCCUCUUUGUGGGGGUAUGCAGACUCUGAUUACUCACUAAGAGAUGUAGCGCCGACAGUGCUGGAAAUAAUGGGAAUUCCAAAGCCGGAGGAGAUGACUGGGAAGUCGGUCCUGGCAGAUAAUAAAUAUAAACGCUCUUUCUCCUUUUAA
This is a messenger RNA of Encephalitozoon hellem ATCC 50504, 1509 nucleotides long. RefSeq names its product phosphoglyceromutase. Gene Ontology annotation, cellular component: cytoplasm. Gene Ontology annotation, biological process: glucose catabolic process. NCBI's taxonomy places the organism in Eukaryota, Fungi, Microsporidia, Unikaryonidae. The record is from RefSeq and is a predicted model, not a curated record. Bases 1 to 1509 code for a protein of 502 amino acids. The transcript has a single exon. Gene Ontology annotation, molecular function: manganese ion binding.